Aegilops tauschii subsp. strangulata is the source of this 2319-nucleotide messenger RNA. Its product is annotated as transcription factor AIG1. Gene Ontology annotation, biological process: regulation of DNA-templated transcription. The record is from RefSeq and is a predicted model, not a curated record. Lineage: Eukaryota; Viridiplantae; Streptophyta; Magnoliopsida; Poales; Poaceae. Gene Ontology annotation, molecular function: protein dimerization activity; DNA-binding transcription factor activity.
CCAGGACAAGGAAGAAGAUAUACCCAAACAAAGAUCCAAGUCGCCAAGUAAGCAACCAAAAAACAAAUCCAACAAGCAAAGCGUAGAAUUUGCACAGCAUGUCUUUAUCCUGUGUGUCAAAUUUAGAAAACAACCACGAAUCAGACGCACACAUAUAACAAGCUACAGACGAUCCCUCUUCCCAACCCUUCCCAUCAAAGAGAGGUAGCUCUCCGUUCUUCAGAAACAACGGGUGUUCUUCUUCCUCCAAGCUCCACACUUCCACAGCAUCCCUAGAAAAGAAACACUUGUUCUCCCUCCUCUCCUCGCAGAAUUUUUCGAGGAAGAAACCACAAUCCAAACGGCCUGUCGCCAAGAAACUGAGAGGAACCGCGGACACAUAGUGCUUCCAUCUGCGUGAGAAGAGAAGAUGAUCCCGUUUAUAGAGCAAAGGAGUUCCGAGUUGAUCUAGCUGCGCCAGCCCUCGAGCGGAAGCCCAUCGAUGGCGAUGAUGGAAGCGCAUGGCGGCACGCCGAGGACCGAUGCCGGCGGGAGUAGGGUGGAGUCCGAGCAGAGGAAGCUACGGCGCGUCGAGCUCCCCUCCUGGUCCUGCCCUCCCAACCGGCCUCCGGGCACCUGAGCCUGCCUGCUCGGCGCUCCGGUCUUCUGCUUCUUCCUCUCUCUCGAUCUGCCUCUUUCGAUUUGUGUCCUACGGUUCGUGAACAGUCUCAGGGAGCAAGCUACGAUCCUUGCGCGCUUCUCCUUCUUGUGCCUGAUCCUGUCCUCCGCGGCUUCAACGACAGGGCUCUGCUUUUCCUGUGAUCUUGUUGGAAGCUUUGCUCCCAAGGUCCGCCAUUUCUGAGGCGACUGACCUUGGGAGAAGGUCUUUGACCUGUCUGGACCACCGUGUUCUUGGGAACCAGGCCGUCGGUCUCGCUGUUGUUUCCUUCCUGUUGGCCUCCGUUGUCUGCGCUUGCGGCUGCUGCAGGUCAACAUAUUUCUUGGGAAACACAGGUGCUUGUGCUUCGGAGCCUGCUCCUCUCUCGUCGUUGUCGCGAAGAUCUGCGACAUUCGGGACGACAAAGCGUGCUCGGUUCUUGGCCCUCGUGCCUGUAAAUCCUUGCUUCGCAAGCGUCGAUCGAGCUUGUCUCCCCCGUGGCAGUUCAAGAAACAAUAUUCUGACCCCUGGUUUGCAUUUCACCUCGCCGAUUUCUCUGUAGCUGCAGCUGCAGCCAGUACGCUCUCGAUCUUGCAUCCUUUGGCCUUGUGGGACGACAUGAACUCUGGCCUCUUCAGCGGCGCGGUGGGGCUCUACGAUGGGUUUUACGGUGGUUUCGGCGGCGGGCAUGGGCCUGAACAUGGCUUUGGCCAGCAGCUGGGAGCGUCGACGUCGUCGGUCCUGCUGGACGGCGAGACGGGGGAGCUGGGCGCAGCCGCCGCCGCGGACGUGCCGAAGAGGAAGGGAGGAGGGCGGGAGGAGAAGGCGGCGACGGCACUCAGGAGCCACAGCGAAGCGGAGCGGCGGCGGAGGGAGAGGAUCAACGCGCACCUGGCCACGCUCCGGAGCAUGCUCCCCUGCACCGACAAGAUGGACAAGGCGGCGCUGCUCGCGGAGGUGAUAAACCACGUCAAGAAGCUCAAGAGCGAGGCGGCGCGGGUGGGCAAGCACUGCCCCGUCCCGUCCGGCGCUGACGAGGUCACCGUCGAGGUCGUCCAGCAACCGCAAGAAUCCCCCCACCACGACCGCACCGGCGCCGCCUUCCUCGUCAAGGCGACGCUCAGCUGCGGCGACGGCUGCGCGGACCUCUUCGCCGACGUGAGGCGCGCGCUGCAGCCGCUCGCGCCGAGGGUCGUCGGCUCGGAGGUCACCACGCUGGGCGGGCGCGUCCGGAUCACCGUCGCCAUGUCGCGCGAGGGCGCCGUGACCGCGGCCUCGGUCCACCAGGCGCUCGACUCGGUGCUCGACAGGGUCGCCAGCGCCGCCGCCGCCUUCGAGUUCUCGCCGAGGGACUCGCUCCUGGCCGGCAACAAACGCCGGAGGGUCUCCACGUUCGACUCCUCCAGCUCUUCUUGUUGACACGGCCGGCUCCACGGAUUAUUCGGACCGUCCAACCGACAGUAGGACGCUUUGGUGCAUGCAUGGUGGAUCCAUCCGGCUUCGCCCACAGAUUGACUCUGAGCCUGCGAUGCAAAGAUCGUGCGACUUGACUUUUCAUCGGUCGUGGCUCGUGGAGAUACAAAAGCAAAGUGCCAUGUGAACAUUGCUUGGGUUGAUUGUCUUCUGAUUUGUAUAAGAAUUGACAUUUUCCAGGCUAUUCAGACUUUUGGGUGGAACUUAAA